Chaetomium fimeti is the source of this 1889-nucleotide messenger RNA. RefSeq lists its product as uncharacterized. The coding region runs from base 48 to 1889 and encodes 613 amino acids. The record is from RefSeq and is a predicted model, not a curated record. The transcript has a single exon. NCBI's taxonomy places the organism in Eukaryota, Fungi, Ascomycota, Sordariomycetes, Sordariales, Chaetomiaceae.
AAACAAACAACCCCUCCAGCUUUUACUCCUGUUCCCUCGUACGCAAGAUGAUACAAACGGCCUGCGAUGAUGUCGCAGCAUCCGAGCCUACGAACGCAACAAAAGGGGCCCCGGACCCGAAGGAGACCCAGCAUCAAGAGGAGACGGCGCUGAGUGACUGCAUUGAGUCAUUGAUCAUUCGAUGGGAGGCUUGUCUCCAAGAGCUGCAGCGUCUUCAACAAGCAUCUGAAAUAGCCAAACGCCCGGUGCGGGGGCUCAACAACCUGCUAAAGACACAGCAACGUGCCCUGGAUAAGGCUACCCAGAAGCAGCGCUCCCCGACAGCGCCACCCAUCUCCCAGGCCCAGUAUUCCGGCAUCAAGAGCUGCUGCUGGGACGACAGAUGGGGUGUGGUCAAGAAAUGCCGCGGUCUGAUCGCGAUCAACAAGGACUUCCCGCGAAGCCCCCGGUUGCCUGUCUCUCCAGAUGACGGGUGGUUGGACUACAAGGACCAGCCCUUUCAGGAGAGACCAGUCACCGUGGACGCCGUGGUUGACAGCGGCGCCACAUGGGUCAAGUUCGUUUCCAUUUCCUCUAAGACGCUCGAGUACCAGGUGGUGGCUGAAGGGUGGGCGAGCGAGUCGGAGGACGAGGACGGCAAUGGCGAAGGUGAUGCAGACGACGGACUCGCCCACACCGAAUUUGCCGACACGGUCAAGAAGAUCAUCCGGGCUGCCCGAUGGAACCACUGCCACCAGGUGCACCUGGUCCUGCCGGGGCUCCAAGAGGGAAAGUCAGAACUGGUCGACAGGAUGAUUCACUACGUCCAGAACAAGAUUGGGGGUGAGGAUGUAUCAGUGCGUGUCAGUUGUGCUGGUAGCGCAUUCCUCACCGACACACCCCCUCCUCUUGACGGCGUUGUGAGCGCACUCAUUGAAGACCGGGAUCCUCUCGUCAGCGACGACUGCGGCCGCUUGACGGAGACGGUCAACCUCGACCCCAGCGUUCUAGUGGCUCUCGUCACAGACCUCCACCACGGACCGGUCCCGCUACAGCCGGAGUCCCAGCAACACAUCAUCGCCAAGUCCAUCCUCGACCACGAAACAGAUAACAACGAGCUCGUCGCGCGGCAGGACAUCCUUGCGGCCGUGCUGUACCCCGCCCUGCGCGGCCGCCACCUCGUCUGCACCCGCUCUGCAGUAGCGUACUUCCGCAAGCUCAUCGACGCAAUCUCCACCCACUCCGAAGAGACGCGCGCAUCCUUCAUUCUCCCCCGUUCAGAACCGUCCGAGGAAUCAGCCUCCGCAGAAACCCGCCGCCGGAACCUCCAAACUUGGUCCACCACCCCCGUCCCCUCCGAUCUGCACCUCCCGAUACAAAUCGUCCCCGACGUCGAACUGCCCGACAUCCCCCCACUCAUCGCAUCGCACGCCCUCCCGCCCAUGGCGCUGGCCGUCGCCCAGGACCUCUCCCCGCUCAACCGCUCCGUCUACUGCCACGGCUGGGCGCGGCGCCUGACCACCGUCACCGGCCACCGGGGCAUCGAGCGGCAGGUGCGGCUGUCGCUGGCGCGGCACUGGGCGCGCGGCGACGACUCCAGCUUCGGCAACAGCGGCGCGGACGAGAUCCCGCCCGACAUCUGGCACCGCCACCUCGGCGGCUACCUGGUGCACCGCGACAAGCCCAAGGACUGGCGGACGAUGGUGCCCGCCGGCGAGGCGGUGCCGCGCGAAGUGGUGCGGUGGACUAACCCCUGGACGACGUGGGGUAGGGGUAUCAGCACGUACGGCCUGCCGGAUACUAGGACGUGGGAGGGGGUGGGGCAUGGGGAUAAGACGGCUUAUGGGAGGAGGGUUGGGGGGAGGGAACAGGUGCAGGAGGAUGAGGGGUACGAGGAGGGGCAGUCGUGA